UCUCCUUUAAUUCGAGAAGCGUCUGCUGAGACAGUGAUUUUGUCGCCGCCUGCCAUCUUCCUUUGGAAGGGGCGAUGAAGUGAAGGAGGUGUGUCUGAGAAUGACUCAGCUCCAAAAUAAAGAUCACAUGGUCAAAGAUUUCCAAACGAGAUACACUGCCCUCUCCCGGUAUCAGUUGAUAUGGCAAAAAUAAGAGCAUACAGGGAGAAACCAUUCAUUCCGUGCGACUCAGACGUACACUCGCCGACUUGCAACAGUGCUAUGAAAAUACAUUUAACACAUCAACACGUUUAGAAAAUAGCAGUUCAAUCAGCUUCCCAGUUUAUGCAGGCUGCAGUGUACGUCGUUGGUAUUUUGUUCCCCUGUAGCUAAAGGAAGUGGUGCAGUCCGAUACUAUUGAAGGCAAAACUGGGAAGCGGUUUGUUUUCAGCUAGGAUAGAACGUUGCUGAUAGCUUGCAUUGCGGAACCAAAUUCUAGUGAGGCUGUGGCUGUUCAGUAUCCGCUUGCUUUCCUUUAAACUGUGUCGUUACUUGCCAUGGCUCUGUGCGGUGGUGUUGGAGCCAUGGCUUUACCAAGCGAGCUAAUCGUCCACAUCUUCUCCUUUCUCUCCGACCGAGACAAGCUGCGGGCCUCGGCCGUUUGUUCGCGAUGGAGGGAGUGUCUGUUCUAUCCCACCCUGUGGACCGAACUCAAACUCCGGAUAGGCGGCGGCGCAACCUCCGAGGAUUCUUUGAGGUUAGAGUUCCUCAUGCGGAAGUUCGGCGCUUUCGUGCGAGAACUGCAGCUGGAACUCGCUCCCGCAGAAAUCAGGCCCAGUUCCCUCAACAACGAGCCGCCCUCCACGAGAGUGGACCGGCCCCCAAGUCCGGACAACGACCCGCAGCCGUCCAAGCGAUGCAGAGACGCAAUGGCAACCUACUUAGACCAGGCAUUGUGUGUGCUCACCAACAUCCGCAAUAACAGGAACCUGCAGAAGCUGCGUCUGUAUGCCGACACACGUAUUUUCCAAUAUGAGAGACUCUUGGACAACUCCAACCUAUACCAGAUUCACGAGGGCCACAAGAAAAUCAACGAGAUACAGCGGUUGUUCAGGGAGUUGUUGUCUCACAGCAGACAGCUUAGGUGGUUGUCGUGUAGCUUUAUACUUGGUCUGGUGACUCCCUCCUCCUUAGCAUGCCUAUCGAAUCCUUCCUCUGAGACCCUGCGGCACCUCAGUUUGGUGGACCACCUGCAUGGUCCGCUUAUCUCACCAUCGGAGGUGGACCGCCUGUCUUCUCUUCAUUCUCUGGCUCUUGAUUUCUCUGAUCUGACUUCUGAGCUUUGUCGUCUGUUGGCAUCGCCCCACCGCACUCCGCUGCAUCGUCUCUCCCUGAUGCUCAAUGGCACCAUGGAGGUCAAGCCUUUAGAAGGGACAGCCACAGAUGAUGAUUGGAAGGCACUGGUACGAGUGAGUGCCAACCUGCGAGUGUACAUCAUGGUCGUGGAGGUCAGCAGCUCAGAGCUCCUCAGAGUGCUCAAGCCAAGCCUUCCACUGGAGCGCAUCCACCUGGACAGCAGUUACAACACACUCGUGACCGACGCCACCCUGGAACUCAUCGCUCAGCAAUACAACAAAACACUGACGCACUUACUUUUACUGAGUGGUGACCCUGACUACCCGGACCUCAGUGUCAAUCGCAAUGAAGAUCCAUUGGUCCUCUUGGCUUGGAGGUGUACUCAACUGGCUGUGCUUAUCAUUCACGGCUACACCGUGUGGUCUCAUAACUUGGUGGCAAUCGCUCGGCUGCGGGGAUCCAGUCUUCGUGUCCUGACUGUGACUGACGAGUGCAUCGACUGUGAUCUGGACCAGCCGGUCUAUCUGGAGGGCGAUCCGAUUGAGAACAUGCUCAAAGAGGUCUCGCUGGGUCUUGGCCGAGCGUGGCACCCAUGUUUGGAUUACAGCGUUGUUUUGAUCGAGCCCACCCAGCACUUCCAUCAAGAGCUGCAUGCCUUCAGCAUGGGCAUUUAGGCAAAGGAUAGCCAGUCCUGAAAAACCACAGCCUGAGCUCGACCAAGGCCAGGCCAGACUAACCAAGUGCACAUCAGCGCUCUCCACGCUCCGCCAAUCUAAUCUCGAUUUGAACCAAGGAAAACCGGAUAAUUCCCAGGACAAAUCAUGCCGUUCGCUCGACAUUUGGCAGAUAACAUACAAAGCAAAUCGUCAUUUCCACACAGAUUUCUGGUACCUGUACAAAUUCUUGGGUCUUCAAUUUCAAACUAAGGAAUGGGUCAUUGCUUUCCUGUCCUAUAGGGCCCAUUCUGGCCUGGUCUUGCUCAACGGCACGAAACGUUUUGCCAAAACCCGGCUCAUGUCAUACACCCCAGAGCCACUGGAUGUUGUUACAUUUUAAAAUACCUUCUUUCUCCUGCUCCCAGGUAGAACAGGACGGGGGAGGAUGCUUGAUGAAUAUGUCUCAGAAAAUUAGUGGGAAAAUACUUUGUGUAUGUGUGCUCAGAUCCAAGUGAAAUAGCUUUAGUUUUUCAAGUUUUUAUUCCGAUUCGAUUUUUUUUUUUUACCUUGUCGUUUUGUCUGUUAUCUGCUCUGACGAAAGUUGUUCAUGUACUGAUCAGUUCCUGGGUAACAGCCUUUUACUACGUGGAAUAACUAUAGCAGCAAAAAAAAAUAAUUAUAACACAAAUUAAAUGACUGUUGAAUAGUUCUCAGCAUAGUCUUGUCCGUGCCACGCCUCCUCAGGUGAUUGGCCAGAUCGCAAGAGUUGCUUUUCACGUGGAAAUUGGUCAACUUUAAAGGUGGUGUCAUGGAAAUCCUUGGUACGCGUUUGCCUGCAGCACACUUUCCACCCUAGCGACAUUUAUUUCAAAACUUCCCCAGUCGUUAAAACGAGGGAGUCUUGUCUUCCAGUAGGUGCUCAUGGCAAAGAUCAGCGUCUGAGAGAGCAUACCCACUGUUUAAUUAUUAUUUAUUAUUUUUUUAAAUUCGUGAUCAGCAGGCAGUUAUUCACUUUUCUUACUAAUUUACUUGGCUAUGUCUCGUUGAGUUCAAGACCUUUAUCCCCAUGUGGGUAUUUGUACGUGCUACUAUGGGAGCAACGGAAAGGCUCCAUAACAGCAAGCACGCAAUAAAUGAAUAGCAAAGCGCAAAAUGUUGCGUGAAAACGAUUGUUCCUUCCCCACAUCAGCGAUUGAGGACUAUGUUGCUCUCUGACAAGAUUUGUCUGAAGUCAAAGCUUUACAAAGAUGGCAAAAUAGCAUCGCUAGCUUGUACAGUGCGGGUGCAGCUUUGUCUGUGGGAACCUGGCAUUUUUGUGACACUUUAUGAUUAAGAACAGCGUCAAAAGAAAUUAAUGAUGCCCUGAGUGCGAUUAGGUGCGUCUGUUGGACAAUCAGACGAUUGUUUUGUGCGACAGAGUUCAGAGAGGUUGUCACAAUAGCUCAUUUUGCGGUACAACUCUGAGAUGAUUGAGAGAAAAAAACAGUUGAGCAUUGUAGAAUGAACUCUUGUAUGAGGAAAAGAAAAAAAAGGCACAAUGUAGUUUGGAGUGCGAUGGCUCAUGACUGUGUUGGCAAGUUUUGUGUUAGUCUCAGGUAAAGCUUUUAACAACCCUUUGGCUGGGACGCAGGUGUGGAUUAUGUCGAUAAGGGUGUGUGGAAACAAUCACAGUUCUCGGAGAUGCUCUUUUUACUUUGAAGAUCCUCUUGAGUCACAGUUGCCUUGGAGAUCAUCCCCGUUUGCCGGAAGCGGUUAUUUAUUGCGCCGAUUAUUUCUUUUUGACGUCCAACGGGCACUCCGUUUUCGGUAGAUUUGUUAGCGAACCUAAGCAUACAUUUGUUUUCAACGCAUUGGGUUCAUAAAGGCAGAGGAUUCUGUCACCAGUAGAUGGAAGUAACAGCUACCGUGGAGUGUUUGGGAAUCCAUGCUGUGAGUAGAUGGCCUACUCCUGUCAGAACUGAAUGUAGUCCUGUUUUGGGGCAAUGCGGAUCAUGUGCGCGAUCUGGCAUUCCACACUGAAUUAUGUCCGUUUUGUCCACAGGCAAAUCCAAGAAACGUAUAUGUUGUACUAGCUGGGUUUUCCAGGCCCAGAAUGGUUUCCUUCUGUUGGUCAGGUCAGUCCUGUACGGCACCGGUGUUUACGUGAAGGCUUUUUUCUUACCGCAUGACCUCUUGGUUGCAGGUUAUUUCACUGAUCUGUCGAUGGGCAGAGAGUUUCCUUCCCCAGAUGGCUUUAGCGCCUUGAUUGGUGUACCCGUCAUGGCUCACAUUGCCAAAUAUGAAGAUCCAUAUCAAGAUCUGUUGUGUAUAUGUGGUAAAGUUGUCUGCAUUCAGCGCAUGGGCAGAUGUGCUGUCGCAUGUUUGGGGAAUGACUGAGAUACUGGCUGUCAAUAAUUUGUCGGAUGACAAUGGGACCAUGAUGGUUUAGCCACGAUAAUCUCGUUCUUGGUCCGUAUCUCAGGAUUGUUGCACUUUGGGUAUCAAGAGGGUUUUUUUUUUCUUUUUUGGCUUCUGGAUAGAGAAGCUUGUGAAUACUGAAGAGAGCCGAGCACGAGCAGCAAAACACCUGUUGACCGGAAAAUGAAUGGAUGAGUAUUUGUAUUUGGCAGUUUGGUGUUCUUACAGGGUGUACUAGGGAUGGGGAAUUCAAAGCAAUGUAUACAUUUAUAAACUAGGUCUUUAUUUCACACAGCAAUCUCAAUUUUAAGAAGGCCUAAUUUCAAAAACAAAUGUGUUUUAUGAAUUCCAACAUUUACACUUUGACCUGCCCUGGGAUUUUGUAUUUCCUCUAUCUACUAAAGUCACUGCUUUCUUUGCAGAGUCAUUGCCAAGAAUAGAGCUACUGCAAACUAGUCAUUGGGGUAGGGUUUUUGAUUGGAUAACUUCAUUAUCGCAUCGGACUUACCGGUAUAUUCAGUUUUUUUUUUUUUUUUUUUAAUAGCUGAGACAGUUUUGAAAAAGAAUUGAUUGAAUUUAGAAAAAAAAAACUCCAACAAAACAAGUUAUUUCUGUCGCUAAUAAUGUGUUUGUCACAUAGAAGUAUUCUAAGAUAGACAACAAUACCGCAGAGGAAGAUGUAGUUCCAAAUAGCUGUCUCAUUGAAAGCUAAAAGCUUCUUUUUUCUUCUUCUUCUUCUUUUUUUCCACUUGCAACUCUCCUUUUCUCGCUCAUGUGAUUUGCCCAGUAGAAACGGAGUAAAGUGUGUGUGCGCGUCCCCGUAUAAUAGUAUAUGUUUUGUGCUUGUGUGUACAGUGUGUCGUUAGCUUGCUCAUGCUCAGUAAACCUCGCAUGUCAUGCAGCAGGAUGCCGGAAGAGUAGCAAGUAGCUCUCAGGGUACAAUCUGUUAUCUACGAGGAGGGAUAAAAACAAUCGCUCAGGCCUCUAGUUUGCUCAUGAAACUAGUAGAGUAGUCACAACUGUGAUGUUAAUGCUGCCAAAGACCAUAAUGGAGCAAAACGUGUCAAUGACAUUUGAAGUGCCCGAAACGUCACAUACACUGGCAGCAAGCUGGUCCAGUAGUUUUGCUUUUAAAGUUCACAUUCUAUUUUCUAUUUAUUUUUUGGUCAUUUCUGCCACGUCAUUGUUGUGUUUCUUGCCCGCAAGCUUUUCCCUGUGAGAAAUACUAGAAGUUACUGCACUAGUUAGUGUGUCUCAAGCAUGUUUGGAGCUUUUAUUGUUGGAGGGAAAAUGAAGAAAGCAGGCGGAGCACAUGUGAGGGGAAAAAAAAAUCCUCCCAAUGUUGUUGGCUACUGUUUUAAUUUGUUUUAACAUGACGAAUACUAGUGGGAUUUCAUGAGUUCUAUUUUUAGUUACUGUUUUUUUUUGGGGGGGGGGGGAUCCAGCAUGUAUUUACUUCAUAAUAAUAAGUAGUAUCAUUGCUCAGCUUGAACAGACAUGCAUUUCUUUUCGAGCCUCACAUUAUGACUUCUAUUUUGUUUCCAUCAUAUUUUUAUUCAACUCUUAAGUGCAACGAGUGAAUGUAAAGGCAAGGAGAACAACGUGGGUGACAAAACACUUUGUCCAGGAAGUACAUUUGGGACAAAGUGUAGCAUCUCAGUGAGGGGAAAACCCUGCACUGUGGUGAAGUGAGCCAGUAUGAGAUUAAAUGCAACUAUUCCAAGCAGUGACAUUCCUUCACCAGGCUGGAACUGGAAGUUUUCUGGCCUCUCGGCCGCGGCGUGCGUGAUUUGAAAUGUAUUCGAUCAAGCCUGUCGUCACCUUUGUCGAAAGUGUUGAGGAGUCUGAGCUGAAAAGCAAUUUGCUGCUAGGAAUGUGAGGAACAUACCAUUCCAACAUAGGUGACUCUCAGGACAUCUCACUGACAUAGAAGCUGACGCCAAGAUUUCGAGCCUGCACGCAAAUUAAUGUGAUAGAGAUCCAACUAGGUAAACUAUAUAAAUAUAUAUUUUUACAUGUAUACAUAUGUUCACCGAAGCGGGUAUGUUUACAAAGAUGAUGAUGCAGCUUAUUCAGAUUAACCUGCUAUAAAAAAGCCCAAUGUGGUUUUGUUGUGUUUUGGUGCCAGUCUUGCUGGUGUCACCCACAAGAGCAAAACACCAGCAGCAAAACAAAACAGCCAAGAUUCGAACAGCCAAACCUUCCGUCACCGGGCCACCAGCUCGAACAACGGAGCUGAAGCAACCCAGCAAGACCAACGUGCUGUUGUUACCCUGCUGGUAGCUGGCGCUUCUUGGCACUUUUGUUUUGCUUUUGUUGCUGGUGACAUCGGCAAGACCAGCACGAAAAUGUAACAAAACCAUGCUGGUCUUGUUGGACAUUUUAGUGGGGCUGUCAAAAACCAGAGAAGCAGCUGGACUGAGCAGGGUGAAGCUGCGAUGCCUAGAGACACAUAUGAGAAGGCCAAGUGAUGAAAAGAAUGCAUGACUUGCUGGCCAUUUCAGGAUACUUUGCGUCCGGAACACAAACCCUCAAAUUUGAGAAAGCAGUCUACGAAAACUGCUGAAAGUCAUCAUCCAAGCUUUUAUCCACCCAACUUUGAGGAAGCUGGUUUUCAUAUUUCGUCCAGCUAUUGAUUCCUUGCACACACACAGUCACCCUGUGUUUCAAUCAGUGUCACCCAGUUCACUCAAUUUUGUCGGUUCUGUGCUUUAUAUAAAUAGAAAAGUCAUAGCGAGAUAAUGCGGCUUGUUGGGGGAUUCUGUUUUAGACAGCUUGCCUCAACAGCUGUUAUGAAACUUGCUAUCAAAACUGUAAAAAAAAAAAAAAAUCACAUCUGGGUUUGUGUUACCAGGACCGCACAUAUCGCGGGUUUGAUUAAAUGGGUCAAUUCCAACACUUUCAGGCUCAACCCGUGGUCAUGGGGAGGGGUGUUUUGUUUGUGUGUUACUGUAGUACCAAAGCAACAGACUGCAUCAGUCCAAUAACCACCGGAGGCCGAAGUCAGUUUCCUUCCACUUUGGAUCAUCAUCACUCCAGCGCAAUGACAGUUCCUAUCGUUACCUCUCAGGAUGUUCUCAACAUGUCGGAAACUGGUCUUACUGAAGUCCCACAUUCUUCUGAAUGCGUUGAUGACAAUAGGCAGUGUUUCCUCUCACAGUUUAAGCCGUCAGAUACUUCCUAUGUUUUUCCUUCAGCUGUAAACAACUACCAUUAAAUGCAUGACUCGAAAUGGGCUGGACUCUGGAUGGCUGGAUUCUCGCUAAUACUUUUUUUUUUUUUUGUUACACACUGGAUGUUCAUCGCACUGGUUAUGGGUCAGUCUAGAUUUCGACACAGCCACACGAAGAGCCUUAGAAGACAUCGCAGGUUCUCAUGUUCAGCAGUUAACUCUCCUAAAAGUUUUCCAACCUCUGCUUGUUUUUGCUCCAUCUUGUGAGUGUCUGUGGUGACGCACCUCGCUCUCGAGAAAACAUAAGCGGGUAACAAGUUGUCGAUGACAAAACCGGUCAUAGUGGUGGUCAUCACCAAAAUGACAAAUGUAGCUCUUGGCUGUCCCAUGAGAUGAGAAAUGGUCAGUCUCGGCAAACCGUCUUGAAUGCAAUCUUAAUGACUGCGGCGCUGAUGUUUCGAGAUGUUCUUGUCAAGUCUGAAGAGCCAAAGCUGCUAUUGAAACAGACAGACGCCCAGGCCUCACAACUAUGCAAGAGGAAUGCAUGUAAUCCACACUUUUUUUUUCUCAGUUCCUCGCAGUCACACAGAAACGAGGACAGAAAAUGAUAAGGACUUGCAAUGUCACUCGGCCUUAUGAUGAUUUCAGAAAUCGUAUUGUUUCCUUUAUAAGAUCUUAAGAUUCUGGUAAGCCAGCCCAGCGGAAGCAGCGGUGACGGCAGGCUCACUCUUGGUCUCUGUGAGACUGGCUCGAUGGCCCCAGUUUUAUCGUGGUACGAAUGUUGUGCAUUUGUUGAAAAUCAGGACAGUUUGCAAUAACAGCAGUAACUACAGCAGUGCUGAUAGAAAACCACAGAGGGAUGGAUGGAGAUAUAUAUACACAUGCGCACACGCAUACAUACUAUUGCAUGAAUACAUGUCUAGGUAAUGAAUAUGAAAUCAUCCAGACUUUGUACAUCAGCAGUUGUUUGGGUGUGUGUUUUGCAAAAAUGGUCUGAAAAUUACUGUUGAGUAUUCUGACAGUCACAUUUCUGUGCGUUUGUUUUACGGUUUGGACUUAACCGUGGCUUUGAACAUUUACGUCAGCAAUGGGGAUGUAAUGAUACCGAAACGUCACAAUACAGCAAUUAUCACAAUAUUGCGGCCAUGAUUUUAAAAAAGGAAAGAAAAAAAAAAGCUCACAACAACGGUAUAAAAGAUCAUCUUAUCAAAAAAAAAAAAAGCUUAUGGUAUUGGGGAAAAGAAGCACAAUAUUGUGUUUUUGUUCAUGACAGCAGUGAUUAAAAA
Molecule: messenger RNA, 8846 nt
Organism: Hippocampus comes (tiger tail seahorse)
Lineage: Eukaryota; Metazoa; Chordata; Actinopteri; Syngnathiformes; Syngnathidae
Gene: fbxo33
Product: F-box protein 33
Exons: 6
Coding region: 537-2009 (490 amino acids)
Biological process (GO): positive regulation of protein ubiquitination
Molecular function (GO): protein binding
Source: RefSeq, a predicted model, not a curated record